UAUCCACUAACUCUCUCGCUAAAACCCAUUUUCCCAUAAACAUUCCUUUUCUCUUUCUGCUAGUGGUCAAAAUUCAAAAUUUGAUCACCAGAAAGCCCUAACGUAUGCAUUCGGAAUGAGUUCUGUAUAUUUAUGUAGGUGAAAGUUUUCAGUCAAUUGAUCAUCACAAGUUAAGAAACGAUGGCGACAUCGGCGUUCAAAUCAACGACCAAGAGGGCUUCUGUUGACGCCUCCAGUUCCGAGCAUUCCGGGAGUGCCAGCAGCUCUCUCCGCCGCUCACGGAGUCUAAGCCGAUUCUCCCGGCCCAUCCAGGCCCAGCCGGACGAUAUACUACCGAACUACAACAAGAACGAGGCAAGGGAAAAGUUCGUGGACACUAAGAGGAGGCCGACGACGCAGUUCUCUGAGAUCAGUUUGGAUGAUCUCGCGCUCGAGUUCUUCUCAUCUUCUUCUUCGAGGAAUGAGAAUGGGAGCGACGGGGGAGUAGGGGAUAGGAAGGAGCGAGAGGGGCGCUCGGUUUCUCGGCGUGGGGAAAUAGGGCGGUGGGCGAGUGAUACGGCUUCUUCGAGGAGGCGGGGGCGUUCGGUGUCGAGGAGCCGUGGAGAUGUUUCUUUGAGUAGCUCCGUCUCCAGGACCAAAAAUGUCAGUUUGUCUGAUGCCGGUUCACGGAGGCGAAGGUCGCUAUCGGUGGCUCGGUAUCAACUUAGCGACUCUGAGAGUGAGGUGGAUCAUUCUUGGAAUUCAACCAAUCAUGCUAACUUGAAGGCUCCUAGGAAUGGGAAUCGUCAAUUGCCUUUGGCACCAAAAGCAACAGCUUCAAGCAAUCGAACUCUGGGUAGAACUUGGAGCCAUAAAGAUCUCUCUAUUUUACAUGAUGGAUACUCUAGCCACUCGUCCGCCCUUACUGAUGAUGAAUCGAAGAGUAGUCGUCUCAGGAACAAUGGAUUUGAGAAGAUAAUCCGAGCAGUUCAUGCUCAAAAGAAGGCUGAGCACCCUAGUGAGGAUGUUGCAAGUGGUGAACUGUAUGAAGUGAUGAGGAAAGAACUCAGAUAUGCUGUUGAAGAGAUCCGAACUGAACUAAAUCAAGCAAUGGGUAGAAGCCAGACAGCUUUAACUAGUUGCUUGGAAUCAGACAAAUCUGAGUCUUUUCAGGACUUUCCAAGAACCAAAAAAAAUUAUUCUACGGAGUUGGAACUGUUGGAGAAGCACAAAGAAGAUCUUCACGCUCAAAUGUUGCGUGGGGAACGAGGACGGGGAGUCUCUAAAAUGGUCAAAGAACAUCCUGAUUCAAGGAAUUCAGCUGUAGCAGAGAAGCCAUCACGAGCUAGAAAGAGGAGUAGCGACAAACAUAGGAUGUCAAAAAGAUUGACUGAGGAAGCGGAAAAGUACUUUGAGGAUUUCAUUUCUAAUGUUGAGGAUACGGACAUAUCUUCUUUUGAUGGAGAAAGAAGUGAUGGAAGUUCGACUCUAGGAGGAACUAUGAGGCCAAGAGAUUCUACUGUAAGAAUGGUUGAACCUUACAAGAGCCCAACUGGAUCUACUUCUUGUCCUGGUGAAAUGGAUGGUAUUAUUUUGCCUUGGUUGCAGUGUGAGCCAGGUACUGAUGGUUCUCUCUCAGCCAAUACCAAGGCACAGACUCCUAUCACUCCGAAAUCACUUCAAUGGGUUCCGGAAAAGGACAUCUUCUCGUUUCACGACCCAAGUAAUCAUUCCACCAGCAGUUGCGCUAGUUGGAGCCCAAGUCUCCUCAGCAGUCUUACUGAUAUAAACACAUGCCAAACCAGACAAUCACACAUUGACUGCUCGUCUUGCUAUGAUGUGGACGACUACAUUAAACUUCGGAAUAAUGAGGAACUUCUGUUUGAAAUGUAUAGAGAAAGGAGCAGAAUCAAUUCAGACAGCAGGUAAAGCCAAGGAAAUUAUUGCAAGUUUGUUCAUCAGUCGUCGCAUGACAAACGCAUGGAACUAGUUUAUCAAUCUGGAUUGCAACACCACAGGACCAUAGACUAGUGCUACUACGACAAGUCUGGUUUAGCAAUGGCAGGCACACGACUCCACGAUAAACACCAGACUUUAGUUUCCUGCUGGCGAUAUCCAUUGGAAAGUCGAAGUUUCAAAAAUUUUCCAGGAGAAAUCAACGCUGUCAUUAAGUUGAUCCUCACUGAAUUUGACCUUCCUUUAUUUGUAGUGUGGAUUAAUUAAGUUCAU
This is a messenger RNA of Sesamum indicum (sesame), 2208 nucleotides long. RefSeq lists its product as uncharacterized. The record is from RefSeq and is a predicted model, not a curated record. Lineage: Eukaryota; Viridiplantae; Streptophyta; Magnoliopsida; Lamiales; Pedaliaceae.